AUUUUAUAUGAAGCAAAUAGAAUAAAGCCCAAUUGAGAUCUCUCAUUAUCAAAUUUUUAGAAAGAAAUACUAUGGAAAAGGAUAAUAUGGUACAGUUUAUGGUUGUACAGACACAUAAAAGCCAGAUUUGUAACUAUGUAGUAAAGUUUUGAGAGUAGAAGAUGUGGAUUAAUUAAUAUUGAAAAGAGAAAUUGACAUUCUUAAAUUGUUAAUGCCUAUCCAAAGAGAAAAUCUAAAUUUAAUUCAAGUUUAUGAUGUCUUAGAUGAUAAGGUAAAAGGAAUAAUAUAUAUAAUAAUGGAACUUUGUUAAGAAGGUGAUCUUAAAUAGCUUAUGGAUAAAAGAAAAAAGAAAAACUAAGGUUUUACAGUAGAAGAAGCAACUAGCAUUGUUGCAUAAAUAGCUAAUGGAUAUAGAACUUUAUUUAAAUGCAAAAUAAUUCACAGAGAUAUAAAACCAGCAAAUAUUUUAAUUUCAAAUGGUGUCUACAAAAUUGCUGAUUUAGGUAUGGGAAGAGUAAUUGAAGAUAUGAAUUAUGCAAAGAAUUUUACAAAAGUAGGAACACCUGCAUAUGCAGCUCCUUAAUUAUUUUUAGAAUCAGCAUUCUCUUCUAAAGCUGAUGUUUAUUCUUUAGGUGUUAUUUUUUAUUAGUUAAUUUAUGGAUAAUUACCAAUUGAAGCUAAAACAUAACCAGAAUUAUUAUAAAAAUUAAGAAAUCUUAAAGUUACACCCAAAUUAUGUGAUGAAACAAGUUAAAGUGGAGUUGUUCCAUAACAUGUGAGAGAUUUAAUCUAAAGAAUGCUUAGUUAUGAUGAAAAUGAUAGAUGUUCAUGGUAAGAUGUAUUUAACUCUACUGUACUAAAUGAAUAUUUGACUCCUUAAUAAUAAUAAGCAAUCUCAAAGAAUCCUUUAGUCUCUAAAUCCUCUAUCUAAUAUUAAGACUUUUACAGAGUAGACGAAAUAUCAAAUAAUAAAAUACUUUAAAUCAUUCGUAUUCUUACUACCAAAUGCGAUUUAGCUAAUAAGUGUCAUAAAUAUUUACAAGAAUCAAAGUAAUCAUUUUACCUUUAUCAAUUAGGUAAAAUUAAAAUUAGAAUUAAUUCCCCUUAAAAUUAGAAGAAUUUGUUUUACUAUCAGUUUGCAUUUCUGGAUAUAGAUAUAAAUUAAUAUAAAAUAUUUUAGGUCUUCUACUUAACUAAUAUCAUCAAUUGAUUCCUUAAUUAUAAUCAAUUAUAUCUCCAUAAGAAUUAUAAGACAAUUGUUAAAAUUAGGAUGCCAAUUCUAAGCAUUUGAAAGAAUAUAUAUAAAAAACUCUUAAUUCAUCUAUUCUCUUAUUCAGAGUAAUAUUUAUCUUAUUCCUAGGAAGAUGAAUGUAAAUUCUUUAAUUGCGGUGUCAGAGUUCACUUACCAUAUGUUAAGGAUUUAAAGAAAAUUUUAGAAGACGAUGAUGAUACAAAUUAUAUCUUCUUUGCAGAAACAUUCUAAAAAUUCUAUGAAAAUUUCAAAAAAUCAUUUGACUCUAUCUAAGAAAGUAAUAAAAAGUAAAAUAAAUUAUCUAAAUCAUAGACUAUAAGAGUUACUUAAGAAAAUGAAUAUUAUAGAAAGUGAAUAUCCAAUAGAAGUAGCCUAAUCAAUUUCCCCAACUAAAAUUUUAGAGAAAUCAUAAACCAUAAAUUGAUCCCAU
This is a messenger RNA of Paramecium sonneborni, 1682 nucleotides long. The record is from the annotation of a GenBank genome assembly. Lineage: Eukaryota; Ciliophora; Oligohymenophorea; Peniculida; Parameciidae.